GGUAAUUCGGUAUUAAUAAUAAUAAUAAUAAUAAUAAUUAAUAAUACAUUAAUACUGCAAAAAAUCUAUAGUGGUUAACAACUAAUAAAGAUUAAAAAAUAAAUAAUAAAAAAAUAAAGAUUACUGAUUAGUACGCCAUAUUAUACCAUCCAACUAUGCUCCAAGGUCACAGGUGUACUMAUAAAUCGCGAACGUGUCAUAAAAUCAAACGGCAUUCAAACCGCUCAUGUGAUGGUCGCCUGGUCGUGACACAGCGAAUCGAUUGUCGUAUGUGCUGCACUACGAUCGCCGAGGUGCCGUCCAACCAUAGAUAAUAAAUACAUAAUUAUCGUCUAUGCGUCCAACCGUGUCGGCCGACCGUUGCCAGUCGUACUGAGUCGUCGGGGUCAGCCUCUUGAGUCGGUAGUGCUACAACUCGUUUUGCGCCGACGACGGCUGAAAGGCAGCGCUGUUAUCGAUGUUGUUGCAGCCUCGGCCCUCGAGCCCUCGUGACCGGCAGUCGGUCAAUGUUCAUUGUUACACGAUCGUUCGGCCGAUGGCGGUCGCCGCCCGUGUUGUCGAUCAUUCGCCACCGCAUCUCCGAUCACAGCCGUCCGUCGCCCCAGUCGAUUAUCAGUAGACUCUGCGGCACUAAACCUCACACACGUUCCAGGAUGUCGUUGCCCCGUCUGCCCGCCGUCAGUUUCGUCUCGCCCAGAGUGCUGCGGGUGUUGGGAUGCAAUCCCAGUUUCAUGACGCUACAGGGUACGAAUACUUAUGUGGUUGGCACGGGUCAGCGACGUAUUUUAAUUGAUGCCGGGGAGCCAAAUUUUCCAGAAUAUAUAAAAAAUCUUCGAGAAACGAUGAUAAAGUAUAAUUUUCAGCUUGAUCAUGUUAUAAUAUCACAUUGGCACUCAGAUCAUAUUGGUGGGGUAAAAAAUGUGUUGGACAUGAUUGAUAAUAAAAAUGAAUGUAAAGUUUGGAAGUUCAAUCCAAAAAUAGGCAAAAAACAUGAAUACAACUUUCCAUUAAAUUUUGUUGAAGAUAAACAAAAGUUUCAUGUUGAAGGUGCUACAUUAAUAAUUCAUCAUACACCUGGACAUACAACUGAUCAUAUAGUUAUAUUUUUGGAAGAAGAUAAUGCAUUGUUUUCUGCUGAUUGUGUGCUUGGAGAGGGAACUACUGUAUUUGAAGAUCUAACAGAAUAUUUAAAAUCAUUACAAUUGAUUUUAGACUUAGAUCCAACUGUUAUAUUUCCUGGUCACGGCUCUGUUAUAAAAGAUCCAAUUGUUCGAGUAAAUAAUUACAUUAAACAUAGAUUAGAAAGAGAAGUAGAAUUGUAUAASUUGAUCAAUAAAAGUCCAUCCAGAUCAUUGUCUGUAGAAGAAAUUGUAAAUGAAAUGUAUAAGGUUAUUCCCAAUGAUUACAAGAAAGUAGCAUUGUAUAUUGUAAAAAAUCAUCUUGCUAAAUUAUUGAAAGAUGGAAAAGUGAUUCUAAUUGACAAUAAAUGGAAAAUCAAAGAACAAUGAAAUGUGCAAUUAAAUAUUUUUUUAAUUUAUAUUAUUAUAAAUUAAGGUGUUAACAAAAUUUAAAAAAAAAACUUGUUGUAAUAGUGAUAAACUUGUUUAAAUUUUAAAUUUGUAUAAGAUAACAGUUAAGACUAGAGAUCGAAUUAUAUGGAAUAAAGGUGUAUAAAAUAGGGCGCAUGUAAACUUCACCGAUUG
Diuraphis noxia (Russian wheat aphid) is the source of this 1703-nucleotide messenger RNA. RefSeq names its product beta-lactamase-like protein 2 homolog. Gene Ontology annotation, molecular function: single-stranded RNA binding; RNA endonuclease activity. NCBI's taxonomy places the organism in Eukaryota, Metazoa, Arthropoda, Insecta, Hemiptera, Aphididae. Gene Ontology annotation, cellular component: mitochondrial matrix. The record is from RefSeq and is a predicted model, not a curated record.